AUGUCACAGGCCAGCAAACUGAAGGGACUUCCGAUGAUAUUCGAACUAUUGAGUCUUCUACCCGAGUUUGAGAAGGAAUAUUCUCGAGGGAGUCGACAGGUCAGUGAGAGGAUUGUGUGCGUGGAGGGGGAGACUGUUGGUGACGAACCAGAGCGGUGGGGGACGCCUGUGACCGUCGAGUCUUUUUCUCGUUGGAAAGUACAAUUUGAGAAAGAAAUGAGUGAGAGUCAGGAGUGUAUUGUGAGAAUGACGGGUAAUAAAUGUGCUGAGUGUGUAGGCAAGGAGUUCUUUGCAGGGAUAAAAGAUGAGGAAGAUUACUGCAUUGAAGAGGGACUGUUCGAUGAUAUGGAUAUUGCAGAGUUAGACUGCUUGCUCAGUGACUAA
Messenger RNA from Octopus sinensis (East Asian common octopus), 384 nucleotides. RefSeq lists its product as uncharacterized. The transcript has a single exon. Lineage: Eukaryota; Metazoa; Mollusca; Cephalopoda; Octopoda; Octopodidae. The coding region runs from base 1 to 384 and encodes 127 amino acids. The record is from RefSeq and is a predicted model, not a curated record.